Messenger RNA from Vicia villosa (hairy vetch), 1026 nucleotides. RefSeq names its product protein INVOLVED IN DE NOVO 2-like. Gene Ontology annotation, biological process: gene silencing by siRNA-directed DNA methylation. The record is from RefSeq and is a predicted model, not a curated record. Lineage: Eukaryota; Viridiplantae; Streptophyta; Magnoliopsida; Fabales; Fabaceae. The coding region runs from base 1 to 1026 and encodes 341 amino acids. The transcript has 3 exons.
AUGGCAACGAAAAUGAUUUCGAAAAUUGGAUCACUAAGAAAAUCUGUUGAACUCUUGAGUUCUGAAUUUGGUGAAAUGAAGAGCAUCGUUGUGGAUAUGAAACAGUUCCUUGCAAAGUGGAUGGAGCAGCAACAUAUUGAUCAAUGUGAGAAUCAUCAAACCAAUGAAAAAUGGAUUCCUUCACAUAAUAAGAAGCAACGUGGGGAAGAGUCUGAAAAAGAACCACAACGACAUCCUCUUGGAUGGAUUGCCAAAGCUGAAAAAUGUUUUGAAGAGAAACUGAAAGCAAAAACCCUAGAGCUUAAAAAGCAAGUAAACAUGAAAUCAAAGCUUGAACUGGAGAUACAGCAACUUCAAGUGUCACUAAAUCUCUUGAAAGGCUUCGAAGAUGACGACGGAGAUGGAGAGAUUUUGAAGAAGUUAGAAGCUUUGCAGAAGGAUUUAAAGGACAGGGAAGAGUUACUUCGAGACUUAGAAGAACUGAACCAAACACUAAUCGUUUUGGAACGCACGCGUAAUGAUGAGUUACAGAAUGCUCGAAAAGAAUUACUUAAUGUGUUUACAGAAAUAUCAACUAGUGGCUCCGGUGUUGAGGUAAAGAGAAUGGGGGAACUCGAUACCACACCAUUCCUUGAUGUUAUGAAGAAAAGAUACAACUCAGAUGAAGCUGAAAACAGAGCUGCAAGACUAUGCUCUCAGUGGGAAAAUAAUAUAAUGGACCCUAUUUGGCAUCCAUUCAAAGUUGUUUCGAUCGAUGGCCAAACAGUGCAAGUUAUUAACCAAGAAGAUAAUAAGCUAAAGGGACUGAAAAAAAGAUUUGGUAGAGCUACAUAUGAUGUUGUGGUGGUAGCCUUGAAAGAGAUAAAUGAAUAUAAUCCUAGUGGGGGAUACCCAGUAUCAGAAUUGUGGAACUAUGAAGAGGAAAGGGUAGCAACAUUGCAAGAAGGAAUAAAGUUCCUGUCAAACAAGAUGUCAAAAAAGCGUGAGAGAGGAAUAGAAACGGAAAGGAGCUUUUCGAAGAAAUAA